Molecule: messenger RNA, 2313 nt
Organism: Arabidopsis lyrata subsp. lyrata
Lineage: Eukaryota; Viridiplantae; Streptophyta; Magnoliopsida; Brassicales; Brassicaceae
Product: scarecrow-like protein 9
Exons: 3
Coding region: 91-2313 (740 amino acids)
Biological process (GO): regulation of DNA-templated transcription
Cellular component (GO): nucleus
Molecular function (GO): sequence-specific DNA binding; DNA-binding transcription factor activity
Source: RefSeq, a predicted model, not a curated record
UCUCUCUCCUCGGUCCCCUCUUCACCCUCUAAAGUCUAAACCUCGUCGUCUCAUCCUCUUCUUCUUCCUUAAUAAUUUCUCAAUCGAGAAAUGAUUACUGAACCAAGUCUAACCGGGAUUUCAGGUACGGUUAACCGGAACCGUUUAUCCGGUUUACCCGAUCAAUCCGCUUCGCAUAGCUUCACUCCGGUGACACUAUACGACGGUUUCAAUUACAAUCUCUCCUCCGAUCAUAGAAACACCGUCGUAGCUCCGUCUCAGAAUUCAGUCUUUAUUCGGGAAGAAGAAGAAGAAGAUCCGGCUGAUGAUUUCGAUUUCUCCGAUGCUGUUUUAGGAUACAUUAGUCAGAUGUUGAAUGAGGAAGACAUGGAUGAUAAAGUCUGCAUGCUUCAAGAGUCUCUGGAUCUGGAAACAGCUGAGAGAUCGUUAUACGAAGCUAUUGGUAAGAAGUAUCCUCCAUCUCCAGAACGAAACUUAGCUUUCGCUGAUAGAAACGACGAGAAUCUUGACCGUGUGGUUCCAGGAAACUACACUGGAGGUGAUUGUAUAGGUUUCGGGAACGGUGGAAUCAAGCCUUUGAGUGGUGGUUUCACUUUGGAUUUUCGAAAUCCUUCCUCGGUUCUAAGUGUUCCACAAUCUAAUGGUUUGAUUACUAUCUAUGGAGAUGGAAUUGUUGAAUCGUCGAAGAAGAGUUUGUAUCCUGAUUCGAAUCGGGAGAGUCAUCAAUCUGUUUGGUUGUUUAGUAGUGGGAUUGAAGAAGCUAGUAGGUUUCUUCCUGAACAAAACAUUGUGAAUUUCAGAGAGGAGAAUUGUAUGAACAAAGGAAGGAAAAACUCUAGCCGUGAUGAGAUUUGUGUGGAAGAAGAGAGGAGUAGUAAAUUGCCUGCAGUGUUUGGUGAGGAUAUUUUGAGGUCAGAUGUUGUUGAUAAGAUCUUGGUUCAUGUACCAGGAGAAGAGAGCAUGAAGGAGUUUGAUGCGUUGCGUGAAGUUUUGAAGAAAGGAGUGGAGAAGAAGAAAGCUUCAGUGGCUCAAGGUGGGAAGAGACGAGAGAGAGGACGAGGACGUGGAAGAGGAGGAGGAGGAGGGCAAAAUGGGAAAAAAGAAGUUGUGGAUUUGAGAAGUUUAUUGAUACAUUGUGCUCAAGCUGUUGCAGCUGAUGAUCGUAGAUGUGCGGGUCAGUUGUUGAAACAGAUUAGACUGCAUUCUACGCCGUUUGGUGAUGGGAACCAGAGGUUGGCUCAUUGUUUUGCUAAUGGUCUCGAGGCGAGGUUAGCUGGUACUGGGAGUCAGAUUUACAAAGGGAUUGUGAGUAAACCGAGAUCUGCUGCAGCUGUGUUGAAGGCUCACCAGCUUUUUCUUGCGUGUUGUCCUUUUAGGAAGCUCUCUUAUUUCAUAACUAAUAAGACGAUACGCGAUCUUGUUGGGAAUUCUCAGCGGGUUCAUGUUAUUGAUUUUGGUAUUCUUUACGGUUUCCAGUGGCCAACUCUUAUUCACCGGUUUUCGAUGUAUGGAUCACCGAAGGUUAGGAUCACUGGGAUUGAGUUUCCACAGCCCGGGUUUCGUCCAGCACAGCGGGUUGAAGAAACUGGUCAAAGGUUAGCAGCGUAUGCCAAACAAUUUGGGGUGCCAUUUGAGUAUAAAGCAAUUGCUAAGAAGUGGGAUGCAGUUCAACUUGAAGAUCUUGAUAUCGACAGGGAUGAGAUUACUGUUGUUAAUUGCCUGUACCGGGCUGAGAAUUUACAUGAUGAGUCAGUCAAAGUAGAAAGUUGUAGAGACACUGUUCUCAAUUUGAUCGGGAAGAUCAAUCCCGAUCUUUUCGUCUUUGGCAUAGUGAAUGGUGCAUACAACGCACCGUUUUUCGUGACACGGUUUCGCGAGGCUCUAUUUCAUUUCUCCUCGAUUUUCGACAUGCUUGAGACAAUUGUGCCACGAGAAGACGAAGAGAGGAUGUUCCUUGAGAUGGAGGUCUUUGGGAGAGAGGCAUUGAAUGUGAUUGCUUGCGAAGGUUGGGAAAGAGUGGAGAGGCCUGAGACAUACAAGCAAUGGCACGUCCGGGCUAUGAGGUCCGGGUUGGUGCAAGUUCCUUUUGACCCAAACAUUAUGAAGACAUCGCUGCCUAAGGUCCCAUCAUUCUACCACAAGGACUUUGUGAUCGAUCAAGAUAACCGCUGGAUAUUUGUUGUUUCUCAGCUAGGUUCUCCUAACGGUAUUCUUGUAGCUAGGAUUGAUCAGAGAGUUUGUAUAUUGCUAGCAGAGUUAACUUGUUUAGAUUGUAACACGUACAAGAGGAAGCUUAAAGAAACUAAUGUUUAA